Molecule: messenger RNA, 2119 nt
Organism: Owenia fusiformis
Lineage: Eukaryota; Metazoa; Annelida; Polychaeta; Sabellida; Oweniidae
Source: the annotation of a GenBank genome assembly
UACAUCGCGAUCUUGCUAAAUACCAAGAUAGGACAGUUUGAGCAUUUGGUUUCUUCAGUCGUGUCAUUUUACCGUAGAACUUCUAAUUCUGCAGCAUGUAGUAUAUACACCUGGAGAGCCCGUCUUUAUCAAUUAGAAGUUAUCAGGAUCAAAGGCGCGGACGCGGAGAACAAGCAACAGCGCAAUUCAAUCCACUAAUUCAAGAUACGCGUACAACCAGCAUCUAAACACAAACACAAUUCGUUCUGGUGAGCUGAGGACGCGUUUGAUCAUAACACCAGAACACAACGGAGAUACAUUCACUUGUACGUGAAAAAAAUUGAAGUCACAUAAUGGAUCAAAAAUUAGAGACCUGAAGUUGCUAUGGAGAUUUACAGGUUAUUGAUGGUAACCAUGGUAACGAUGGCAUUGCGAUGUACCAUGACUGAGUCAAAGUGUGGAAGGAGAUGUCAACGACGAAAGUCCAACUUGAUCGUUGAGAGUCGAAGCGGUGACAAUAAUAGUGAGGCUUCCAGUAGAACUUUACAGAACCGUCCUUUUAUCAGGAAAAAUGAUCGUACAAACAACAAGGCCAUAUUUGAUAAAACAUUGAAAAAUAAAUCGAACAAACGAAGACAUCGCAAAAGACAUAAUAAUGAUAGUGGCAGCUCAGAGCGUCAUCAUUCAAUUGUAUACUCGCUACUCACAGAUAGCCUCAGGGAAAAUAACCAAAAAUCAAGACAUAGGAAACAUACCAGGGAGCCAAAAAAUAAGAGGAAAUCUAGAACCCGACAGGAUUUUGCAAUUAAAACCCCCUUAGAUUGGGAUAUACAAGGUGAUGCACCAUUUAUGAGUAGCUUGGCUGAGGCUCUGUCAACUGUCAGCGAAGGUCUCUAUACACAGACAUAUGACUCUGAACAUAUAAAUCCUGAUAUUCAUAUCACUAUAGAAGUUGUACAUGAUGGUGACCCUGAGACAGGUGAAGACAAUCCUGAUGAGGAUGUCACGAAAAAGACAUCUGAAGACACUUCCACAAGUGAUAUUAUACCUAGUACUAGUUCAACAAAAUCUACUAAAGUUCAGACUAAAACUAGGCAUAGGAGUAAUAAUGCCAAACACAUUCCCUCAAGGAAAAUCAAAGACAAUGCACGUGUUGAUGUGACACAUGAUAAAAUGACCAAAGAAGGAUUUAUCAUUAAUACUACUGAAGACUUCGGGGAUGCAGGCUCAGACCAUAUGUUAAGCAGUGAUUGGUCAGAAUGGUCAGCAUGUAGUGUGACGUGUGGCUCUGGCAAAAAGGAGAGAUAUCGUCUCUGUGGAAGACACUGUAAUGAACAGGAGACUCGCAAAUGUCACCUGCAAAGCUGUCUUGAAAAUGAAAGAACUGAAGUUAAAUUAGAAAAUUCACUUCCGCCAUACACUAUGCCUACAAGUGCAGUUCCACCACCCACCAGUCACACAAGUCUGAAAUCUGGGAGUUUACCUAAUGAUGAACUGGAUUUCUGUGAGAGAUGGAUGAAAUGUGAGAACCCAUUCCUGCGUGAGUACAUUGCCAACCUCAACAAACUCCCUAGCUGCCCAUGUACAUACCCCAUCAACAUUCCGUAUGAGAAUGAGAUAUGGGAUGAGCACAAUCAACGGUUUUUCCAAUGGCGUGAUGCAAGUGGACCAUCUGAGAAAAUUGGGGUUUAUAAGCCUGGGGCAGCUUACUGUAUCAGGUCAUAUCUGGUUCAUGGGUCGAUGAGUCUUGCAGCACAGCACUGUUGUUAUACUGCCCAGAGGGAGCUGAUCACUCGUGGUCGCGCAGCUGGAACUCCCAAUCUGAUCAGCCCAGAGGUAUCACCUGACCUCCAUUAUAAAAUGGAUAUCGAACCGUGGAUACUCUGUAAAGGAGAUUGGACAAGAUACAAUCAAGUUCUCCCACCAAAUAAUUUCAAUCAGUGUUCUCAAUUCCCAGAUGAUACAGAAUUCAUACGCCAGGCUCACAGGGCAAGGGACUAUUGAUACAAAGGUUCGCACUAUUGAUACAGAGGUUCAAACUAUUGAUAGAGAGGUUCGAACUAUUGAUACAGAGGUUCGAACUAUUGGUACCGAGGUUCCAAAUAUUGAUACAGAGGGUCAAACUAUUGAUACAGAGGUU